Messenger RNA from Musa acuminata subsp. malaccensis (wild Malaysian banana), 801 nucleotides. RefSeq names its product pectinesterase inhibitor 11-like. NCBI's taxonomy places the organism in Eukaryota, Viridiplantae, Streptophyta, Magnoliopsida, Zingiberales, Musaceae. Gene Ontology annotation, molecular function: enzyme inhibitor activity. Gene Ontology annotation, biological process: negative regulation of catalytic activity. The record is from RefSeq and is a predicted model, not a curated record.
UCUGACAAUUGGAUCGCGAGCUGAUUUAUGGCAUCCAUGGCAAGAAGAAAUGCAGUCGAUUGAUCUUAUGAGCAUUUACAUCCUGAAGAAGACCAAAGCUGAGAGCUUCAAUCCCACUUCGCCAUGAAGGUGGUGGUGUGUUACGCCUAUGUUUUCUUCUUCGUGUUCCUCGCGGGCGCCGUGAAUGCGGCAUCAACCGAGGAAACCCCGAGCGCCGGAAGCAACUCCACAGAGUUCAUACGCAAGUGCUGCGCCGCCACCCUGUACCCGGGCCUCUGCUACACGUCCCUCUCCGGCUACGCCAACGAGGUCCAGCAGAGCACCGUCGAGCUCGCCCACGUCGCCGCCAAGGUCACCCUCGCCCGGCUUCGGUCCACCGCUUUCCACGUCGCAGCGCUCCGCCGCAACGCCACCGGCCCCGAGCGGGGCGCCCUGCGCGACUGCUCUGAGCAGCUGGACGACGCUGCCGAGUGGGCGCGGAACACGGUCAAGGAGCUGAAGGGGCUGGCUGGGGCGGUAGGACCGAAGGUGGCGUCGCGGGUGUCCAACGCCCUGACGUGGAUGAGCGCGGCGCUGACGUGCGAGGAUACGUGCACGGACGGGUUCCUCAUGGUGGCGGCCGGCUCGGUGAAGGCCGACGUCUGCCACCGAGUGCGCAAGGUGGAGAAGUUCACCAGCAACUCCCUGGCGCUCAUACACAGUCUCGGCUUCAACAGAUGAUAAUUGCCUGUCUUCCUUGUUCAUGCCCUCUGCUACUGUCAACAUUUUCGAAGACCAUAAAGUAAUAUUUUGAAUCUCUUA